UGAACAAUUGAGAGAGUGCGCCCUCAAUGUCGUGUUCAUGUAAAAGUUAAAAACAUGGCGGCUAACAGCAGCACGUCGAAAGACGAAAUAAGCCAAAAUGAGGCCCAGUUUUCCUCUUUCAUGCAAGAGGUGAAGGCAAUUGAGAAACGAGAUGCAGUACUGACCCCAAAGCAACAAAUUGACCGACUUCUCCGUCCCGGCAGUACAUACUUCAAUCUCAACCCUUUUGAGGUCAUACAAGUACCACCAGAAAUGCCUCCGGAAGAAAUCAGAAAAAAGUUCAGGAGGUUAUCUAUUUUGGUACAUCCCGACAAAAAUGUGGACGACAGGGAACGGGCACAGAAAGCCUUUGAGAUUCUGAGUAAUGCCAUGAAGGACAUUGAAGACGAGGAAAAGAGGAAGAGUAUAUUGGCCAUCAUCCAAGAAGCCAAAGAGAAGAACGAGUUCUUGCUAGAGGAGAAGAGAAAGAAGAGGAAGAAGGAAGGACUAUCUACGGAGAUUGACGAAGAUGACCCCGAAAAGUUCAAAGAGACGUUGUACAAGACGACAGUCAAGCUCUUUGCCGACUACGAGAUUCGGCGGCGGGAGCUGGCUGAGCGAGAUGCGGUGCUGAGGAAACGGGAACGAGAGGAGGAGAUUGCCGCCGAGGAGAAGGCCAAGAAGCAGAAGGAAUGGGAGAAAGAAUGGGAGAAAAGUCGUGAUGAUCGCGUGGAGAGCUGGCGCGACUUCACCCAGGGAGGCAAGAAGAAGAAGGCCAAGACAAAGAACAGGAUGGCCUUCAAGCCUCCCAAACCCAAGCUGGAGCAGAGAUGAUGAACGGUCAAGUCGACGAUGUACAUAGACUUUGUAUACACAGGUACCCCCUAACUCAACCCAAUCAAAUCCAUGGGCUCAGUCUGACGGUGUUACGAUCGAGGUUUGCUUUCUUUGUCUCACCAUCAUCAGAUUAAAGUUUUUUACUCGCGAUGAUAGGGUCAAGGGUUUCAAAUCUAGUUUGUGGCCAUGUGUUUUGUCCUCGGGCAAUCCACUUUACCCCCACUUUCCGCCAGGGGAUUGACCUACGAUAGACUGGUUUCCAUCCAGGAGAAUACGUGAAUAUUCUCAUUUAUCUCAAGCCGAAGAAACGAGAGUUAAAAUGCUAGACCGACGAGCCAUUUGUGCUCAGGAUAGUGCUUACGUCAUUUCAAAACUUCCACAAAUUAGAGAAGCAAAAAUAUUGCCGUCUCUAAAAGUGGUCGUCAUCGCAGCAUCAUACAUAUGCCCAGAUAUGUUUUUUGGGAGGUAUGUACAUGUACCUUACCCUCAAAACCGGCUGACGGGCUGUUGUUGCUGUCUGUUGUAUACUUGUCCUGAGAGUUGAUUAUCGGUCAGCAUUAUUUAUCAUAUCUGACCAUGGCUGGCAACCGUUUGUUACAUUUCUGCCCAAGUCAGCACAGACUGUUCUGCAGUACCAUUGACUCUGGUACUCCUUGGAACGUCCCGGAUGUAAAUAUUGGAAACUGAGAGCCCUCCAAACGGCUGCGAUUAACAUGCUUUUCUACUGGGCCAAGUCAAAGAAAAAAAUCCACAGCUUUUUUUUAACCAUAGGGUAGUAAUGGAAUGAUGGCUGUAAUGCUCAGUACUUUCAGGCCCUAGGGGUGUAGCAUCGCCUUUUCCCAUGAUGCUAUAGAUGUCACAGCACAGAGAUCAAGGAUAUGAUAUCUGUCGGAAUGCGUAUUGUGACCUUCAGUUGUUACGGUUUGGCAGCUGUUUAAAAUAUAUGCAUUCUUUAUUUUUAUUAGGAAAUUUUCCACACAUUGUGCUUCUGCUUGAGUUUUUAUCUUCCCAAUGCUCACCACUCUGGGAAACUGUUGGAGCCGUUCGGUUUUUUUUAGAAUUAAUGUUGGAAGUAGGGCCUACAGUACCUAAUGGUAAUUUUUUUCACAAUCCGUAAGAUGUGCUGUCCACCAAAAAGGACUUUUAUGGCCAGUAUAUGAGCUCUGUCAAGGAUUUUUCACCACCAAAUACAUACAGCCUUUAACCAUUUAACGUACAAAUACAUAAGUUUCCUUAUUUGUUCAACUGAGGAUGUGUACACUCGUUUAAGAAUUCUUUUUUCAUUUCCGCUGUUGACAUAUUAGCGCGUUGUGCUUGGUUGGGUCAAAGCGCAACUGCAAGGUUGAGGAAUUUGCUGGUGAAAAACACCCAUCCCCGACAGCUUUUUGGGUAAGACACUCUGACGAUAAGUGGUUAAUAUCUUGGCAUUUUCAUAUCACGAUUAUCUAACAAGCAGUAUCCCAAAAGCUCUGCUUGACAACUCAGAUCCAGUUUCUAUAGUAUUUCACGUCUGUGAAUUUUCGUUGGGAGUUUGUCAAUAAUAAAAUAUCCCUUGGACAAGUAAAAAAAAAAAUCAGUAAAAUAAGACCUGAGGGUUAGUUUUAUAUUUCCUGUGUCUUUUGAUGCACUUGUAGCUAGUGUUAAAUGUUUUUGACUAAAAUGGUGAUUUUAAAGGGAGGUGAAAGUCAAUUUUAUGUAAUCUUUAGUUUGAGAAAGUUGCAGUAUUUCUGAUCUGAUCUGGGUUUGAUUUUUGAUACAAAGAGUCAACGUUAACCAGUAUUCUUAACAAUAUUUGUUAUGAUGAUGAAUAGUAAUAAGGCACAGAACAGUUAGUUGUAUUUGAUAUGCCAGUGUAAAACAACAUGACCAACACAGCAAAAAGAAAGAUUUAUGGGGUGAAUAUCUCCAAAGGUUUAUGAGGCUUUGGUAGUUUUGGAAGUCUGCUCUGUGAAAAUUAGACAUGCCAUAGUGUCAGGGCACUCUUUAGCGAUGCUUUGUUGUGUACUGAUGAUAACAGAGUGAAAGGAGCUCGGAAAUCUAGACUAGUUCUGAAAUGUUUCUUAGUGAAGUCUUGAUUUUAAGGUACUGUACAUGUAGCAGUGGGAACUUGUGUGAAGUGGGAGCGUUUGCUGCAGUUUUCGCCCUUUCCCCCAUGAAAUUAUCUUUCUUUGCUAACUUGUAUCUGCAGGCCUGCAGCUGUAGUGGAAGUUUUUCAGUCCACUGAAAGUGAUAGCUUUAUUACGAUUUGCAAAUUGUAUGUUUGAUUGCGCUCGUUUAAGAGUGCUGUAAGUUUGAUGUGAUUGCUAGCUAUUCUGGAGUCGUUUAGAGCAGGGAAAGGCGAGUAGGAACUUUCAGGCAACUUUUCGUUAAAAAAAAAGCAAAAAGACAAAAGGGUUUUUAUGUUCAGACUUUAGCAGAAUCAGUUUCCAAGAUCUAACAGUUUUUGUCCAUCUUGUGUCCCAGUUUGAAAGAAAUUGGUUUAUACUUCGUUGAAAUAAAAACAUUGAUACAGCUAUGGA
Acanthaster planci (crown-of-thorns starfish) is the source of this 3335-nucleotide messenger RNA. It is a transcript of the gene dnajc8, whose product is annotated as DnaJ heat shock protein family (Hsp40) member C8. Lineage: Eukaryota; Metazoa; Echinodermata; Asteroidea; Valvatida; Acanthasteridae. The record is from RefSeq and is a predicted model, not a curated record. Gene Ontology annotation, cellular component: nucleus.